This is a messenger RNA of Arachis ipaensis, 2453 nucleotides long. NCBI's taxonomy places the organism in Eukaryota, Viridiplantae, Streptophyta, Magnoliopsida, Fabales, Fabaceae. The record is from RefSeq and is a predicted model, not a curated record.
CUCUCGUCGUCGUCAGUCUCCGCACGCCGUCUCUCGUCUUGUUGCUGCUGCUGCCUCCCCUAUCCAGUCUCUGCUUCGCCGUGCUUGGUCUCCCUCUUCGCUGCCUGCGUUCUGCCUUCACAUCACAUCAUCAGGGGUUUAAACCAUGAGUAUUUGGCACUUCUCAAUUCUAAGCUUUAUGUUUAAAAGUUCAAACAUUUGAAACUUUAUUGCAUUCUUUUAUUUCUUUUAUCUGCAACAUACGACUUUGACAAAUAAUGAUUUGGCGGAAUUUGUUCAUAUUCUGUGCAUGAAGGGUUUAUGAUUAUAUACUUUUGAAAAUUCUAGUCACAAUUGUCUUUUAUGGGAAGCGAUAAAAACAAAUCUCAAAUUAGUUAUUUUAGAAAUUGAGACAAUUGUUAUUAAAAUAUUAGUGACAGUAUGUAUUUCAAAUUUUAAUUUUAAGUUUUUGAUUAUUUUAUAAUUUUUAUUUACGUGAGACCGAGUCAACCAGUUCAACCAGUAUUCCACCGGUUGAACCAAUGACUCAGUGACCCAGUAGUUUGCCCGGUUCUAUCACCGCUUCGGUUCUAACAACUAUGGUGGCGACUGCUUCUAUCAAAAUCUGAUUCCUUCAAUGCCUAACUCAAACCUAAAGCUCUUGUUUUCUGAAGCUUCUUCAACCACUUUCUUCCUUUCUCUUUGUGAUGCCGCACAACCCUGAUUCCUUCUCUCCUUCCCUGGCUUAGGAGUCCAGAAGAAGCUGACAUUGUAAUUUUGCCUGACAUUGAGGAGAGCAAUUGAGAGCUGGAUUCGAUUCAAGAUAUUUGUAUAUCAUUGCUGAAGUGGACACUGCUGAAAUGGCUUCAUACAAGGAGAAUAGAACUGCCCAAAUUCGGCUUGUGAGUUCACAUGAUGAGGUUUAUGAACCAUGUGAUGAUUCUUUUGCGCUGGUUGACGCUCUGCUUGCCGAUCGCUCUAACUUGUUGGAACAUUGUCCUACAAUGUGUAUGGAGAUUGGCUGUGGCAGCGGAUAUGUCAUUACUUCCCUUGCUCUUAUUCUUGGACGUGAAAGAGGUGGCGUCAACUAUAUCGCAACUGACAUAAACCCAAAUGCAGUUAAGGUGACCCGUGAGACAUUGGACGCACACGGGGUUGACGCAGAGUUGAUAUUAACAGAUAUUGCAUCUGGGCUAGAGAACCGACUAGCUGGUUUGGUUGAUGUCAUGGUUGUAAACCCUCCUUACGUACCUACUCCCGAAGAUGAAGUCGGCGCUGAAGGUAUUAUCUCUUCUUGGGCUGGAGGGGAAAAUGGAAGGAGAGUAAUUGAUCGGGUUCUGCCUGUUGCAGACCAUCUUUUGUCCGAAAAGGGAUGGUUGUACAUGGUCACCUUGACGGCAAACAAUCCGUCUGAAAUAUGCCUGCAAAUGAAGAAAAAAGGGUAUGCUUCUAAGAUUAUCAUUCAAAGAUCGACAGAGGAAGAAAGUCUACAUAUAAUCAAGUUCUGGCGCGAUUCCGAUACUACAGUAGAUGAGGAAGCAUUAAAACAACUUCACUAUCCCAGCUUCAAGGUUUCUACAAGACAGGCAUCCUUAAUUGCUAGGAGGUCACCUGCCUCUUUUGUAAGAGUUAACGAGUUAGAUUUCAAGGGAAUUAUUGCGUGAGUAAAUUAUCAUGGUUCUCAAACAAACCAAUCGAACAAAAACACAGAUGGGUAAAAAGAAACUAGUCGAGACACGAUGCUCACCUUGCUACAUUAACAACUUGUUUACCCACUUGGAACGACAUAAUGAGCAGGCUAAGUUGGCCGAGAUUGAGGCCAUUGGAUUUGAUUUUCUGCACCGGGUACCACAAUGGCAUGUGAAGCAGAGCAUCAUGCUCCAACUAGCUAAGGCCUAUGACGUGAAGACAAACACUCUCAGAGUCGACGCAGGGGACAUUCGCAUUACCGCCGAACUUAUCGGCAAUGUAUUCGGCAUACCUUCGCGAGGGGACCCAAUCUCGGAACUGCAGAAAAAAAUGCAUCGCAUUUGGCAAUUAAGAGAGAGUUUCAGAAGAAAACUACUACCCAACUACGAGACUGUCUUUGCCUGUCCAAUGGAGACCGAGCAACAGAGGAUGACCUUUAGAAGAUACUUUAGCAUGGUUGUUUUGAAGAUGUUUCUUAACCCCACAAGCCAGUAGACUAUUUCUCCAUGGCACCUCCCUCCGAUAUUGGAUGUCUCGAACCCAAGAAGAUUUCAUUGGCCGUAUCAGAUAUUAAAAUGGCUGCGAGAUGCGAUAAGGAAAUUCCAAGACGAGAACCGAGAAACAUGCGGCGGGUGCAUGUUCGUGUUGCUGCGCUUAAAGCAUGGUCCAUUGCAUGCAUGUCAAGUAUCCGAACCUUAGAUUGUUGAAUGGACCACUAAUGAACUUGAUAAGAAGGCCAGCCAUGUUAUUUCACAGGGUUGAAUAGUCAACAACGCAAAUAAAGA